AUGCUUCCUCACUUGCUCCUGCUUCAACUUGUUGGAUACGCGGCGGCUGCGUCUAUUCAGCCUCGCGCGAAAUCAUCUUCUUGCGCUUGCGGUUAUCGCGAUUCUAAUGGGCAUGUUUGGCGGGAGUCGAUUGUGUCCAAUUUUGCGGGAUCCAACGCGCUGGGCGUAGUGCAGCAGAAUUGGGCCGUCCAGACGUGGGGCCAGCAGCGGGAAUACCAGUAUAUUCAAUACAGCGCUGACAACGUCUACAACUACCAAAACGCGUUGGGUGUUCGUACCAAAGCAUGGAAAGGCAACGGGACAUCUGUCUCAACCGGCGAAAUUCAGACGAAUCGAGCUGAUAUAUUAUACGGUACCUUCCGGAUGUCGGCAAAGAUUCCUACUACCCCGGGCGUGUGUUUUGGGUUCUUCACUUAUUACAGUGAUUCUCAGGAGACUGAUAUCGAGUUCUUGACCAAUGACACGAACUCCAAACACACGGUGCACUAUACGAACCAGCCACGCACGACGUCGGCGUCUAGCCAAGAGGUCGUUGUCAGUAAUGACUUGACCGCAUUCAAUGUUCAUCGGCUUGACUGGUUGCCGACUCAGACGAUGUUCUAUCUGAACAAUAAGCAGAUGAGAACUAUAUCGCUCGAUGUACCCAAUACCCCAUCUCGCAUGCUGGCUAAUGUUUGGAGUGACGGUGACCCUGAGUGGUCGAUGGGUCCGCCCAAGGCCGACGCCAUCGCCACCAUCCAAUACAUCAAUCUUUACUUCAACUCGACUUCGUAUAACGAGACUGCUUUCAACAGCGCUUGCAAGCAGUCUGGCAAACCGGCGGUCUGUCAGGUAUGAGUGGGGUUCAGGGGGAAUAUAUCUACUAUAUUUAAACAUUCCUUUCCUUUUCCCCGAUUUAGUUUGAAAAGUUACGCAAAUCCGGCGCUUUUAGGACGCUUUCACAGGCGCCCGUUGCCCUCAUCAGCCUUUCUCUUAGUGCGACAUAUGUAGCAUUACUACUCUUAUAAUAUGGCGAGCCUGUCUAGAUUAUGCACGAACGUAAUAAUUUGAUCGUAUUCACGUUGCCCCG
Molecule: messenger RNA, 1069 nt
Organism: Gloeophyllum trabeum ATCC 11539
Lineage: Eukaryota; Fungi; Basidiomycota; Agaricomycetes; Gloeophyllales; Gloeophyllaceae
Product: concanavalin A-like lectin/glucanase
Exons: 7
Coding region: 1-837 (278 amino acids)
Biological process (GO): carbohydrate metabolic process
Molecular function (GO): hydrolase activity, hydrolyzing O-glycosyl compounds
Source: RefSeq, a predicted model, not a curated record